CCGUAGCCUAUACGCGCACCUGGGGCGUUUACCCCAUCUCGCCCUCGACGCAGUUAGGGUUUCUGGCUCUCCCGGAUAACUGCGCCCUUUUGUUUAGGGUUUCGCUCCGGCUGCCUCUACUGAUCACGCCGCCUAGGGGUCGAUUUGACUGUCUCUCCUCUGUUCAACCUUCCCUCCUCCUUUUUAUCGGCCGCUCACGAUGAUAGGGAGGAAGCUUUACAAGACGAAGCUCUGUAUAUUGUUCCAGAGGGGCCGGUGCCCUCGCCAGAACUGCAACUUCGCUCAUGGCGAGGCGGAGCUCCGCCGUUUCGGUGGAUCUUUUCAUGGUCGACGGGAUCAUAGAAGUGGAGACUUGAGAGAUAAACUUGACAGAAGGCAUUCUCCUCAUAGGAGGCUUUCCCCUGAUAGAGAUGCAAGAGGUUAUCAUACUUUUCGUUAUCAAAAGCCAAUCUCCCGUGACAGAGGCUAUAGCCUUUCAAGGUCUCCUGUCAGGAGGAGUGAGAGAAGGCAUAGGAAGAAGCAGCACACUGAUGGAGAAAGUGAUGUUUCUGACAGCUUUAAAGGUUCUGAUGGUCCUGAAGAUAGGAAAAAAGAAGACAAGACUUCAUCUUAUGAUGAGAAAGAUGGCCUCGAAGAGCAGUUAAAGCAACUUCAAUUGGAUAUUGAGAUGCUUGAUGAUCACAAAUCCCAACUUGUGAUCUUUCUGGAGGAGAAGGUUGAUGAAGCACACAAGCUUUCUAGUCGAAUAGCAGAUCUUGAAUCACAACUUAGUAAAGAGCAAGAAGAUUGUAGAAGGACCACUUCAAAAAUUAAAAAAUUCAUUAAAGCUCAUGGACGGUAUAUGAAAGCACAGGAGGAGUUAAAAAGGUCACAAACUCGUCUGCAGAAGAUUGGUGAUCAGCUUGGUUCAGAUACCUUAAAAUCUAAUGCCAAUGAAGAUGAUCCAAGCAUAAAUGUUGUCAGCGAUGGAGAGCCUAAUGAUGAUGGUAAAACAAGUCCAAGGAAUGAUGACAUUCUGAGUAAUGCUUUGUCAAACAAGAAGAGAUCACUUGGAUAUCUGGCUGCAAGCGAGGAAGUAAAAAUUGGGAUUUCACGUAAAAGAGAGAGAGACUCAGAGGUAGUAUAUAAAUCUGAGAAGCUUCCAAGGUCUGAAGGACCUGUCCCGCUGUCAGAAAUGAUCAAUAAAGGUACUGAGACAAUGAAAACAAUCCUGACCAGGAAUAAGUCAUUGGUAGAGGAUUACAAGCACAAACAAGGAAGAAGUGCUUCUUCUAGCAUUGCUUCUUUGGAUAAGGGAAAGGGUUCUGAAGUGAAACACUCCUUGCCUUCGACUGGUAUGGCUGCUAAUGCUGCAGAUGAAUUCAUAGAGGCAGUUGAAAUUGAUGAUAAGCCUGAAGCUAUAGAUGCUACUACAGUCUUUGAUUAUGGUGAUGUUGAUUAUGGGACCAAGUCCUCUUAUAUUCCUCCUGCACCUCCUCCGGUCACUCAAAACACAUACAAGCAGUACGAGGGUGAUGACGAGGAAGUGGAUGUGGAAAAGGUGGACUCUGAGAUGUUAGAUAUUGACCUCAACAGUGAGGUGGAAAUCGAGCAGGUAUGAUAUGUGUGGGCUCUAUGAUGAAGCUGUUUGGUGCGUGCAAUAUUGUCUUGCAACCAUCAUGUUAGAAAACCCUUGGUUACUAUGCUUUUCUCUUUUGUUUAAUAUUCCUGUAAUGUUUAUCUAGAAAUGGAGCCUUCUCAGAUCUAUUUUUGCUUACACAAUAGUAAUGGUAAGGUUCUUAAGUGUCAUAUCUAACUCCUUAUGCGUUCGUUGCCUGUAAAACUGUUUUCUUAUCCAAUUGAUGCUGGAUUUUGCUGUUUUCA
Musa acuminata AAA Group (dessert banana) is the source of this 1863-nucleotide messenger RNA. Its product is annotated as zinc finger CCCH domain-containing protein 13. The transcript is spliced from 11 exons. The coding region runs from base 200 to 1600 and encodes 466 amino acids. Gene Ontology annotation, molecular function: metal ion binding. The record is from RefSeq and is a predicted model, not a curated record. NCBI's taxonomy places the organism in Eukaryota, Viridiplantae, Streptophyta, Magnoliopsida, Zingiberales, Musaceae.